ACGGGGUUGUAGAGCUCAGCCCAAGCAGUUUGUAGCCCGGAGGAAGCACAAUCACUGCUGCUGACUCCACAGCAGUUUCCUGCCCCCAAAAGCUGCGCGGCACACUGGGACGCUGAAAGGAGCGCACGGGACAGACACGAAUAGUCCGACUUUCACUCGCGUGAGAGCGAGAAAAACUGCACUCACAACUUUUUUUUUCUCUCUCUCUCCACUUCUUUUUUUUUUUCUCCCAGCAAGCUGCCAAAAGCGUCGCAACAUCUGGAGGACGAGGAGCGAGAAGGAGAAAGUUUUCAGGGAGGCGGAGAGCAAGAGGGGAAUCUCGAGCGGAGAAAAAUGCACUGAAAAGUUUUUUUGGGGGGGAAGGGGGGUGUGCACGUACCCGGCGUGCAGUGGAUAAGAUCCGUGGAAGUGUAUAGAUAAGAGUGGAGGGGGAGGCGAGGAGGGGGGGGAAGGAGGUCUCGGAGGGUGAGAGAAGUCCACCUGGAGAGGACAGAGAAUGAAUUAGCCGAAAGCUCGGAUAUUCCGCAAGCCAUCCGCACACAAGGCGAGCUCCUGGGCCCCUCCACCUCCUCAGAAAAGAGCCAGGCCUACGCCCAUGGAUGAGGAGAGGAGCGCUCCUGCCAUCUCCCCAGAGCCACCCGAUGAUGGGGACCCCUGUCCCGCAGCCUACCUGCCCAGUUUACAUGUAAAUGCUAACGUAGAGAUUGAAAAUAGAACCUUCAUCCCAGCAACAAGUCGAGAUGUGGCCAACACCUACACUGAGCCCCUCAUAUUGAGGUCAGAUGUCAUCCCUGAGAGGACGCGAGAUGACGACGCAGGCCAAAGCCAAAGCAGCCUCUCGCACGCCGAGCUCACAACACUCAGCAGGAAUAUCACAUGUCAACCAGCAGCCAGAUCCACACCCAUCCACCCCACCCAGCCAUGUCGGACGCAACCCGGCAGCCAACUACGCAACGGAACCAAACCCAACGUUCACACACACUCCCCUCAGUGUGCGCAUCCCACGCCUCACACACACUCACUCCAGUCUGGCGGGGACAGGAACGGGUGCCCUCAUCCAAAACUGGGCUCCCUCCCAAGAGGAGGCUCAUCCACCUCCUCCUCCUCUUCGGCAGGGCCCAGGAACAGCAAGAAGUUGCAGUCUAACCCUUCCAUCACCUCCCAGAGCAGCAAGAGGAGCAAAGGCAGCUCCAAAAGUAGCUCAAAGAGCAACAGCUCCCAGAUUCCCACAGAAGCACAGGAUGACUGCUGCGUUCACUGCAUCCUGGCCUGCCUCUUUUGUGAAUUCCUGACGCUGUGUAACAUCGUGCUGGACUGCGCCACCUGCGGCUCGUGCGCCGGCGACGAUUCAUGUUUCUGCUGCUGCUGCGCGUCCGAGGAGUGUGGCGAUUGUGAACUGCCGUGCGACAUGGACUGCGGCAUCAUCGACGCCUGCUGUGAGUCCGCAGACUGUUUGGAGAUCUGCAUGGAGUGCUGCAGCCUUUGCUUCUCCUCCUGAGGUCACGAUGCCAAUACUCGUCUCCAUCUUAUCGCCGCAGGAGCGACUUCAAUCAGCGUCUUGUCAAAGCUGCAAAGUGCUGCAUUCAGUCUUUGUUGUCAAAGCUUGGCCAGGACUCUGCGGCUCUCACUAUAUUGGCUCCAUCAUACAAUAAGUCUCUAACAAAAGACUCUGAGAGCAGUCAGUGGUGAAUUCCUCCCUCUUUUAUGGAUCAAACCAGACAACAGCAGCCCCUCCUGCUUUGUGCUGGCCGUUGGGCCGGAGUUCCAGCCGUCGUCCACUAGCGUGCGCAAGACUGGAUUGUUCCGACGGAGCCCCUCUUGUGGUCUAAGCGACCGGAGUUCUCCGAGCAUGAAAAAUGACCUCCAAAGGCAAAUGAGAAAAUGGAUCCAUUUAACCGGAUUUUAGUGUUUCUGUUGAUAAGAGCAGCGGCGUAAUGGAAAAAUUGAAGCUCAGCUCUCUGUAGAACCGUCUGAGUCUGUCCUUGGCAAGGUUAACGUCUUCCAGUUUGAUUGCCUGCCGUGGCCUUUGCGACACGCGCGGCCCGAGAGGCUGAUGUUGGAUCCAUUGAUGUCUUUGUCCACGGAGAAAAGUAGAAAACAGAGAAUAAUGGUGGCUUGUGGCAAUAUUACAGACGCCUUUCCUUUGUUCGUAAAGUGUCUCAUUUAACGGAAUCAUGAGAGAGUCAUUCAUCAGCUUGCAGAUGGAGCGAAUCAAAUCAGGAGCAUUAGCGAUGGACAUCAGCGGGCAACGCUUGAUGGCAUUUCGAAUGGUCACAUUCUCCGCUUAACAUGUGAAGGGAGAGUUGGCAAUCAAACAUCUCUCUUCAUUUCAGAGUUCACAUCGUGUUUACUUUUACAUUGAUUUGAGGAGCUUCGGCUUUGUCCACUGAAGUCUUCCUCGUCCAAAAAUCGAGUCAAUGAAAUAAUAGGCAGAAUCUUUCUUGAAUACAUUUCACGUGAACAAAUGGCCUUCUCGGCUUAGCUCACCGCCUGCGUUUCCGAGUAGAUUCCAAAUCUCUAUUAAUCCUUUAAAAAUAAAUUUAGAGGUGAGGAGUGGGUAGAUUUUAGUUAAGAUAUUUGCAUUUCUCCUCCAAUGUGAAAAUCACAUUUCUGUGUUAUCAGGUUUGGCCAAGCUAGCUGUAGAGCUGGAACUGCCGAACAUCUAAUUGAAUUCCGCCAGUGACAAUCUCAUACGGCAUUAUGCUAAGUUGGAUCCACCCGUCUGUAGUAUGAAUGGUACGCUUUUGAUAACAGGCCCCAACUCUCAGACCAUCACACAUACACACUUUUGUCCGAGCCAAUAUUUUGUGCUUUAUAAAUGACGUGAUCCAUAUCUCUCUCUCUCUCUGUCAUGCAGCCUCAUAUUUUGUGCAAUUUUGUUUCAUAAAAAUAUCAAAGUUUAUUUUGACUGGAACGUAGUUUCUUGAUUCCUAAACGUGUAUGUAUGUAAAUAGAAGGGUUGGUUUUAUGUUUCAUUAUGUUGGAUUCAAACCCUAUUUUAGGGGCUGAGAUUGUUACGACUAAACAAAAGUGAGGAAAAUCAAGUUAAUAGCAGCAACGCAUGAAUGCAAGUUACUGGAAAUGAACAAGUGGAACUGGGGAAGAUUUUAUCACUAAGAGUGUCUCAAAUUUUCCAACAUGUUGAAAAUGAUAAUCCUGGAAAGAGAUUUAUGAAGGGACAACUGGAUCGUAGAAUGCUACAGACAAAUGGAUUACAAUCUCAUUUUUGGGGUAAAAUAAAAAUAUUAAAGCACUUUAAUUGGGAACGGUUGCUCUGUCGCCAGACCAACCAUAUCACAAGAACCGUUUACGGACAACGCUAAAACCAAAGGAAAAUAAAUAUCAGUCUUUUUUUAUGAAUUCUGUUAGGACUGGUUGGUUGGUCUGGAAAUAGAGAAGUCAAUCUGGAAGUGGAUAACAACUUAAAAAAUGUCAUAUGGAUAAACAUAUAUUCUGGCUAUUAUUACUGGAAAGAGAUUUUACGUACCAUAUCAUUUAUUCUCUGGUAUUCGGACCAUGUUCCAUUAUUCCCAUUUUUUUUUGCCAAACAUCGUGUAAUUUUGUGGAUUUAUAAUUAUGAGAUACAUUUUUUUUUUCUAAAGUGAUUUAUAUAGUAUGAGCUUCCCUUCUCUGCUAAGUAGUUUUAAGCCUAUCAGAGUUCAGAUGAAAUGUUACUUGACUGUUGUCCACAAUAAUGUCAAUUUGUUUACAACAAAGCAACUUUAUGUUCAUUUCAAUUGCUGUCUUGGAAGUCGCAUUCAACUUUUUGUUAUUACUGAAUAAACAAUGUGAACUCCA
Molecule: messenger RNA, 3798 nt
Organism: Syngnathus acus (greater pipefish)
Lineage: Eukaryota; Metazoa; Chordata; Actinopteri; Syngnathiformes; Syngnathidae
Gene: mdfi
Product: MyoD family inhibitor
Exons: 5
Coding region: 596-1498 (300 amino acids)
Source: RefSeq, a predicted model, not a curated record